AUGCCCACCCCAAUUGUGGACUCUCACAUCCAUCUCUUCCCAGUCUCGCACCUACCAACACUAGCCUGGCACAGACCAAACAAUCCCUUAGGCUCACAGCACAGCAUCGACGAAUACCGCCACGCAACAUCAUCUCUUUCAGCCUCAUCAACGCAAUCCUUACGUGGAUUUAUCUUUCUCGAAACAGACCGCAUAUCCUCAAUCGCGGAGGAAGACUCAAAGAAUCCAGGAUGGAAGCAUGCUUUAGAUGAAGUGUCAUUUCUCGCGCGCAUUGCGCUCGGUGAACCAAUCGCAGGCGAAGGACAUGACACUAUCGAUAAAGAUCUUUGUUUAGGAAUCGUACCAUGGGCACCGGUUCCAGGGGGUGCAGAUGUACUACAGAGAUAUAUGGACGAAGUGAAAAAGCGCACGAAGACGGAUGAUAUCCGGAAGAAGGUGUGUGGAGUGAGGUAUCUUGUUCAAGAUAAACCGGCGGGUGUGAUGCUUGAUCGUAAGUUUGUGGAGGGGUUGCAGUGGCUUGGGAAGCAGGAGCUUGCUUUUGACCUUGGAGUUGAUGCGAGAGGAGGUGGUUUGCAUCAGUUGCGCGAGGCUGUUGAGAUGAUGGAUGAGGUAUAUCGGGGAUUGGACGAGAGUGAGCAGGUGACGAUUGUGAUUAAUCACCUUUGCAAACCCAAUUUACGCUUGGAUCCUGUGUCAGUGGGUAACCAUGUUGAGUAUCUCGAGUGGAAGGAUCUGGUCAUUCGCAUGGCAAGGGCGAGCAAGAAUACCUAUAUGAAGCUUUCUGGUGCUUUUUCAGAGCUUCCUCCAUUGAGUGCAGAUGCCGACCUGGAUAUUGCCUCGUUGGUUGAACUUCUGCAGCCCUGGACAGAUGUUGUUUUUGAUGCGUUCGGCGCAGAACGUGUGAUGUUUGGGUCGGACUGGCCAGUCUGCACUAUUGGUGGAGGUGGAAAUGAUGUUUCAUGGAAUAAGUGGAGAGAAGUGGUUGAAGGAAUUCUGGAGAAGCGAGGGCUGACUGAGGAAGACAAGGACGGUGUAUGGGGAGGAGUAGCCAUCAAGGCAUAUGGAAUUGUGAUUUAA
This is a messenger RNA of Penicillium odoratum, 1077 nucleotides long. RefSeq lists its product as uncharacterized. Lineage: Eukaryota; Fungi; Ascomycota; Eurotiomycetes; Eurotiales; Aspergillaceae. The coding region runs from base 1 to 1077 and encodes 358 amino acids. Gene Ontology annotation, molecular function: hydrolase activity. The transcript is spliced from 2 exons. The record is from RefSeq and is a predicted model, not a curated record.